AAGAAAUUGAGAAAUCUUCUGAGUGAAUUACAAAAAGGAAGUCUCCUGUAGAAGAUUUGUUAUGUUAUUUUUGUUUCUUUUACAUUAAAGCUUCAUUAUUUACGUUAAAAUUAAGGAAAAUGUUUAGUUUUCCUGGAUUUUAAUUAGAUAAUUCAGCAAAUAUUCUAGAUAAAACACCUUAUGUCAAAUAAAUAUGUAAAUAAAUAAAUAAAUAAAUUUUUCGUGUUUUUUUGUAUUAUUCUACGUCAUGAAAUAGCCUACAAUGUGUUGAGAAGUAAACUCAUUUGAUGCAUUUCUUUUCAACAGGCAAACGAGGCAGGUAGCAGCAACGGAAUGGAGUUGUUGGGAGCGAAGAGAUGCUUUGAGAAUUUGAAAAAAGAUGGCAUAGUUAUAAAGAAAUUUGUAUCUGAUCGCCAUUUAGGAAUAGCGAAAUGGAUACGUGAAACACAGAAAGAAACAACCCAUCUGUAUGAUAUUUGGCAUGUUGCAAAGUCUGUGUGUAAAAAGGUUUUAGCAGCAAGCACAAGCAAAAUGGAUUCGAAGUUUUAGGAAAAUGGAUAAAAAGCAUGCGUCGUCACAUCUACUGGUGUUGUACUUCAACCAAAGAAGGAUUUGGAGAGCUAGUAGUUGCAAAAUGGAAGUAUUUUUUCUACCAUAAAGGGCACCCCAACGAAUUAUCCACCAAAUGUUCUCAUGGAGAACUUGGCAAAAGGAAAUGGAUCAAAAUUGGUUCAGAACCUUAUGACAAACUAUGUGCCAUUGGUUUGCAUGGAACCUUACUUGGUGAUAUGUCUAGGUUGUCACCUGAUGUGCAAACAAGCAGUCUGGAAGGCUUUCACUCAUUACUAAAUUACUGGCAUCCAAAAAUGAUUGCGUAUUCAUACCUUGGAACAGUGUGUAGGACAAUUCUAGCCAUACUGCAUUUUAAUGAAAAUGUCAAGAGGGAGAAAAGAAGAACAAAACAGGGAGAGGUUUCAUACCACAUCACAUACCCCAAAUUCAAACUUGGAGAUGAGGUUGUUAGAGCAAUAGCAGUCCCUCCAACAUAUGGAUAUGUUGAGGAGAUGAGAGGCAUCCUUUUUUCGUUAUCAAAAGAGGAUAUUGAAGCAAUGGCCACUAGAAUGGCAGAGUAUACAGCAAAAGUCCCAGAGCCCCUGAACAGAAAGUUUACUGAGAAAAACUCACGUGAAGAGGCAAUUGCUAAAUGGAACGCAAGGAAAGUCAUGCAAACAGAUUUGUUUCCCCCAUGUAAGUUUUGCCACUAUAGCUACUGAUACCUUUCAGAAUGUCAGAUAUUUCUUACAAAAUGUUUGUCUGGUUGACCAUAUUUAGGAUCACUUUUUUUCAUGCCACAAAAGCCUGAUCACAAUUUUUAUAGUAGACAUUCAAGAAGACUAUGGAGAUAUGUAAUGGACCUUUCCAGAAAUUAUGCCCAACUUCUUUUUUCUGAUGUUUUUCUGAUAUUUUUUGCUAGACAGUCAAACUUGUGCAAGUCAGACUUUCAUAAUUUGUAAAUAGCUUUGAAAAAAGCAAACAUUUAGUAAACUAAAGCUUUUCGUCUGACACUCUUUAGAGUUUAAAACGUCAGAACAUAGAUCGAAAACUCUACGCUAAGAAAUAUAUAUACCCAGUUGUGGAUCAAAAUAGGCCAAUCAGAAACACGAGCACAUGACUGUAAAGGUUGACCAAUCAGUGCCGCUUGCCCAUUAGAAUGUUACCAAUGGAGUCCUAAGGUGAAAACGAACUCCUUUUGUCUACACAGUAGCGUCUUUCUUCUUUCUGUAACUUUUACCAUCUCUGCACUUCAACAGUGGUGCUACUUGUUUUAAAACAGUUGUGUUUGUAAGUGCCACAAAGUCAUCAUGCUGAGUGACACAUUUGAUCCUGUCAAUGCUCCCAUCAAAAGUGAGUUUUCCAUGGGCUGAUAAAAUUUCCCAACAGCAGCGAUACUCUCUAGAUCCUGCCAAUUCUGCAAUGGAACACUUAUGGCACAUGCACCUGUAACACAACGUAACAUAUAUCAAAUAAGAUUGUGAAAGAUGAAAGUAAAUCCAAAUUCCAAUGGUAUCAAACAGCACCGGAUCAUUACCCAUUGUGAUCACAGAGUUAUUUGAAAAUGAUGCACUUUGCAAAUAAAUUAAGCAUGUGGAACAAUUGCCAUCAUAGUUGCCUAUGAAAGGCAUAGGCUGUUUCUUUGGUCUAAAGCCUAUUAUUUCUGGCAAAUAAGGCAAGGACCUACCACAACAAUGGCCAAAAUACAUAUGUAGAGGCAAGAAUCACAAAAUUGUACCACUUUUAGCCAUUGUGAUUCUGAUUUCUACCCCCACUCCCCGUUUGCAAUGUCAAAAUAUCAGUUUGUCUCUACUAUAAAAGUGACACUUUUGAUGUCUUGCUAGACAGGUAUCCAUGGCAUGGGCCUAAUAAAAUCCAAAUAAUUAUCGGUCAAACCCACACCUAUUUAUUGUCGAGCGGCCUAGGCUUAGCACAAAUAUGUUUUGAUAGCAGGUUAUCUUAAAAACUGGUUAAUCAGUCCGCUAAAGCUUUCAGUUAAAGCUAGAGGAUACUCACCAGUUCUCAACAGGCUCUCUUCUAAGAAAUCUUGCUUCUAACGAUGCUAGCGUUAGACCAUCUUUGUCGCCCUCUCAUGCAAGGGGCGCUCCUUCACCAUACAUAUCAUCGUCAUCAUCAGAUGACAAAGGGUCGUCGAUGUAUGGCUCUAUGUUUGUUGAGAUCACGCCUAAGUCCUCAUGAUCAGAUAAAGAAAGGCUUCUCCCGCUUGACCUUGAAGAACUUCCUUGCUCGUUAGACAUUAUAUAGUGUAUUUAUGAAAUGUUUUCCUCUGCCAAACCUGCUUGAAAUCGCGUGUUGACAAUGCCUGUUUCUCUGCAUCAACUGUGUGACUCAACCCGGCGACUUCAAACAUUGCCACUCGCCCCAAACCCUUGUCAUCCGACCUCUCCCAUUUCGAACCCCCAAAAAAGCAGCUUCCCGCCCCCAAAUACAAAUUUAAACUUUCAUACCAUUAUUUAACAAGAAUAGUCUCUUCAAAUUAAACUUGAUAAGGGGGUGAUUUUCCUCAUUGCGUUGGCACUUUAACAUUUUAUGUUGCAUAUACGAAAUCAUUCAAAUUAUUCACUGAGACUCUAAGGCUAAUAGAAAUUAUUCAUUCUGGGAAAAUCAAUAGCAUGAUCAAGGGUCAAUUUAAAAAACUUCCCGAUCAACCCAGGACAGCAAAGACUUGUCGGCGCCUUUGAAGAAAUUGCAUCAAAGACUUUUCCAUUUGAUCGGUGGUCAAAUGAAAAAUCUAUGACGUUCAAUUAGCAGUCAAUUAUCGUGUAAACCGGCCUUUAAACAGUAGGUGCGUUUUCCGGUGGCAAAUCUUGCAUUCCCUUGGGAUUAUUACUUCCCCCAUAUCAUCAUAUGGUGCCACCACUCUUUUCCAUAGUCUAUUUCAAAUGUAUGCAGCAAAAAACUUUUCAUUGUUCAAAAUCAAAAACAUUUCAUCUAAACUGUAAAGUGCAUGUUUCAAUUUGAACUCACUUCACUCUGCUGGCAGAUGAGUUUGUUUUCCUUUGUCUGUUUUUUCGUGGAUCCGCUUUUUCAAUACAUACUGGUUCACUUCCAUCAGAAAGAACAUCAUUGUGUCAUCAUCAUAAUCAUCAUCAUCAUCAUCAUCAUCAUCAUCAAGAUUUACUUUGUU
Molecule: messenger RNA, 3700 nt
Organism: Rhopilema esculentum
Lineage: Eukaryota; Metazoa; Cnidaria; Scyphozoa; Rhizostomeae; Rhizostomatidae
Source: RefSeq, a predicted model, not a curated record